This is a messenger RNA of Dioscorea cayenensis subsp. rotundata (Guinea yam), 1138 nucleotides long. Its product is annotated as NAC domain-containing protein 21/22. The record is from RefSeq and is a predicted model, not a curated record. The transcript is spliced from 3 exons. NCBI's taxonomy places the organism in Eukaryota, Viridiplantae, Streptophyta, Magnoliopsida, Dioscoreales, Dioscoreaceae. Gene Ontology annotation, biological process: regulation of DNA-templated transcription. Gene Ontology annotation, molecular function: DNA binding. The coding region runs from base 103 to 960 and encodes 285 amino acids.
UCAUCUCCAGAAAAGAAAAACCCAAUCCCUUCAAAAUUUCCUUCUGUUUUUAUUGAUAUAUCUAUCUAUCUAUAUAUUUUUUUCAUUCAUAAGUUUGAAGGGAUGAGUUUCUUGAGUAUGAUGGAAUCAAAAUUGCCUCCUGGAUUUAGAUUCCACCCAAGGGAUGAAGAACUUGUUUGUGAUUACUUGGCAAAAAAAAUUGCAACUGAAACUCAAGAUGGUGGUUUUCAUAGUUGUCCGAUGAUGAUUGAUAUUGAUCUUAACAAGUGUGAGCCAUGGGAUCUUCCGGACAUGGCAUGCGUGGGAGGGAAAGAAUGGUAUUUUUUUAGCUUGCGAGAUAAAAAAUACUCAACAGGACAUAGGACGAAUAGGGCAACCCAAUCAGGAUAUUGGAAGGCUACCGGAAAAGAUCGGCAAAUAGUGCGAAAAGGAAAGCUGGUGGGGAUGAGAAAAACAUUAGUGUUUUAUCAAGGCAGAGCCCCGAAGGGAAGAAAAACCGAUUGGGUUAUGCAUGAGUUCAGAAUGGAAGGAGAAAUCACACAACUACCAAAAUGUUAUAGCAAGGACGAUUGGGUUCUAUGUAGAGUGUUCUACAAAAGCAGAGGGAUGGCUUUCAACAAACAAGGAGGAGGAGGAGGAGUAGGAGGAGUGUUAAUGGAACCAUGCUUUGAUGAAACAAGCUCAAGUAGUACACUCCCAACCCUAGUUGACAACUUCAUCACCUUUGACCAACAAUCUCCAUUAAUGGUCUUUGGAGGGUGUGACCAAGUGCCCUGCUUCUCCACCCCUCCAUUUCCAAACCUUGCAACUACUCCUACUCACACUCCAUCCAUGGCUCAUGAGUCUUGUGAAGACAAGAAGGUAAUUAAGGUUGUGCUUAACCACCUUACAAAGACUUCAAUCUUGGGAGAUGGAUACUUGUCUGAAAGUGGCCUCUCUUCUAUGUGGAAUUCCUACUGAAAUAUAUAUGUAUAUAUAUAUAUAUACUUGUUUGCAUAUAUGCCAUUAUUAAAUUUUAAACAUAUGUAUAUUUUAUGUGUAUUAAUCUUCUUUUCUCUUUAUUUGUAGCCAAAGAUUGAGUUGAACUUAAUUGUACAUACACAAAUUAUUUAAUGGAUUGAAUUCUUCCUUUGUUGCA